GAUCUGGAUCCAGCUCUGACUUUGUUCAAUGGAAGUAUGUUACCAGCUGCCGGUUUUGCCUCUAGACAGGCCGGUUCCUAAGCAUGUCCUCAGCCGGAGAGGAGCCAUCAGUUUCAGCUCCAGCUCGUCUCUCUUCGGCGCUCCUGAUCCAAGACAGCUGUCUCAGAGACGAGGGGCCAUCUCUUAUGACAGCUCAGAUCAGACCGCUCUGUACAUUCGUAUGCUUGGAGAUGUGAGAGUGAGAAGUCGGGUAGGAUUUGACCCAGAAGGAAAAGGUUCCUACUCGUACCUGUGCAUCGACUUCCGCACCCUACACUCCUACUCAGACUCUACUCUGAUCCCUGGUCCUGGCUUCAGUUCGGCUGGGCCUGUGUCUGGCAGGAGGCUCCGCAGACUGCUCAGCUUCCAGAGGUACCUGCACUCCUCCCGUCUGCUCUGGGGAACACCCCACCUCAACCCCCUCCACAUCCUGGAUGAGGACUACACCGGACAGGCCAAGUGUAUGCUGGAAAGGGUCGCGACCUGGAAUUUCGACAUUUUCCUCUAUGACAGAUUAACCAAUGGAAACAGCCUGGUGACGCUGACCUUUCACCUCCUUAACCAGUAUGGUCUGUUGGAGCUGUUUCAGCUGGACAUGGUAAAGCUGUGGCGCUUCCUGGUCAUGGUGCAGGAAGACUACCACAGCCUCAACCCCUACCACAACGCUGUGCACGCCGCUGACGUCACGCAGGCCAUGUACUGUUACCUGCGAGAACCCAAGCUGGCCAAGUCCCUGACGUCCUGUGACAUCCUCCUGGGCCUGUUGGCAGCCGCCACUCAUGACCUGGACCACCCGGGAGUCAACCAGCCCUUCCUCAUCAAGACCAACCACUACCUGGCCAAGCUCUACAGGAACUCCUCUGUUCUGGAGAACCAUCACUGGAGGUCUGCAGUAGGUCUGCUCAGAGAGACCGGCCUGUUCUCCCACCUGCCUGCUGAGGACGGGCUGAAGAUGGAGCACCAACUGGGUUCUCUUAUCCUAGCCACUGACAUCAGCAGACAGAACGAGUACCUGGGGAAGUUCAGGACACACCUGGACCAGGAUGACCUGUACCUGAGCAACGCCAGCCACCGACACUUCAUCCUCCAGAUGGCUCUGAAAUGUGCGGACAUCUGCAACCCCUGCAGACCCUGGGAGCUGAGCAAACAGUGGAGUGAGAAAGUGACGGAAGAGUUCUUCCACCAAGGAGACAUUGAGAAGAAGCACCGACUUGAAGUCAGUCCACUGUGUGAUAGCCAGAGUAACUCCAUGGCAAACAUUCAAAUUGGUUUCAUGACGUACGUGGUGGAGCCUUUGUUUGCUGAGUGGGGCCGGUUCUCUGACACGCAUCUGUCCCAGACCAUGCUGGGCCACCUGGGGCUGAACAAGGCCAGCUGGGGUGGGUUAGUACAGCAGGAGGGGUCCUCUAGCCCCGAGGAGCUGGGACCUAGCAGCCCUGCCUUCUUCACCAUGUCAACGCCCGCCGUCACCGAGUCAGAACCAGAGUCUGCCUCUGCUGCGGAACCCAUAGCUGUCACCACGGCAACAGCCACAGGAGAAACCAACUACAAAGAAAUACCUCAGGGAAGCAAGGAGUCCUGACACUCCAUGUUUGCCCUUAGAACCCUGACCCUUAACCGCUAGCCUCGACACACACUGGGGAGAGGGUGGGAGGAGCGGGGUAUGGCCUUUAAACCCCCCUCCCACUGCCCCACCAGAACAGUACUCAUGUUUUUGUUGCCUUUGCCUCCCAUAUUUGACAAACCACAGAUUUUAUUUAUUUAUUUUUUAAUUCCUUUCCUUGACAUACAUAGAUACUGCUGCUGUAUUUAGUAUUUUUAUUGGCUUUAUUUAUUUAUUUGUCCUCUGUAGUUUUAGCCUUACUAAUGUAACACCACCAUUUUGAAGGCGAAGUGCCAUUUUCAAACAAAGUUCUGUAGGAGGAUUUGAAACACACUGAGUAUUGAAGAGAUGCUCUCUAAAGACCGCACAGAGAUGCCGUGAUGUGUGUUGAUGCAUUUGUAAGGAAUCUUCUUCCUGAAGAUAAUGUGACAAGCCCAGUCCUUUUGCUGCCUCUAUGAAGACUGUUUACAGAUGUUUGUUUGUCCUUGUUGUCCAUUCGAAAUGAAUCAUUAUGGUUCCGCGAUAUGCCUUCUAAGCACAGAUGCGAAGAACCACUAGUGUUUGAAUUGUCGACUCACUGCUGAAGUUGACUGAUACACACACGCACACACACACCAGAUGCCAUAAAGAAACACCCCCUGUGCUCCAUUGUAUUCAUCUCUUCCUUGCACUGCCAAAAGACUGAAAUAUUGGACACAACUUCUGUUCUGAGAGAACUUGGGUUAGACAGAAUGGUAUUCUAGAAUGUAACUAAUAUGAAGAAGCAUUGUUGUCAGUGACUGUAGAGAAUGCAUGACCUCUAACCCUGGACCAGUCACUGAGGCAUAGUACACACACCCCAUCUGAAAACUCCCAUCACAACACCACUCACGCAGGGUGGACUGUAGGAGGGAAGUUUACUGUGGUUUAGCUACCUGUGAAACAGCUGUUUACGUCUACUGAAUGGGACUCUCUCAGAAUGUCUCUCAUUAUCAUCAUAGCCACAUGCAACCUAGGACUGCUGUACUGAUGCCUUAUAACUAUGCACACUGCGCUAAGUGACCAAACCAGCUCCCUACCACUAGUUCUUCUAGUAAUCUCAUGAAGUACAUCGUGUGCUUGUCCUCUCAAUGCACUUAUUUUCUUUUGCCUUUUUGUGAAGAAAAACUGAACUCAAACACAUUCUGUAUAUAAAUGUUUUUUUUUUUUUUUUACAUUCCAUCUCCAUUUAUACAUUUUUAUUCUGUAGACUGCACAAAGAUUUUAACAGGUGCUUUUUCCUAUUUUAGCUGAUUUUAGUAUUUUCGCUGUAAAACUGUUUACAAUUUGUUGCGACAGCCAUUUUGGGAAGAAGACUUGUCAAGCCAUUUUGUACAGGAUUUGCCGUAUUGACCUUUUGAUACAUGCUUGUUGCCGUUUACAUUUUGAUAAAUAAAACAAGUUGACAUGAA
Oncorhynchus tshawytscha (Chinook salmon) is the source of this 3072-nucleotide messenger RNA. Its product is annotated as high affinity cAMP-specific 3',5'-cyclic phosphodiesterase 7A-like. Gene Ontology annotation, molecular function: 3',5'-cyclic-AMP phosphodiesterase activity. The record is from RefSeq and is a predicted model, not a curated record. The transcript has 12 exons. Bases 29 to 1621 code for a protein of 530 amino acids. Lineage: Eukaryota; Metazoa; Chordata; Actinopteri; Salmoniformes; Salmonidae.